GCCUAUCAACACAAGGCUGGGUGGACCUUUAUGACAAGGAGGUACGGCUUGUUCCGAAUAACCAAAAACCUCAAGACGACCUAUAUAAUUUUCUGAAGCAGUGGACCUUCGCAGAGAGCUGUCGGGGAUGCAUUGACGGUCGUUGCCAUACGCGAACGGGAAUUUUGUUGAUUUAAAAUCCUUACAGACACACCCUAUGACGGUGGUGGAACCGGCUAAACAUCUAGUAGCUAGCGUUAUCGAGCAGAACAACAGCGGAGCUUGCUUAUUUGUCAGUUACUACGUUCUAACGUAAUCAACGAGGCGGAAAAUGUCGGGAGAGCCAGCUGUCCUCACACCGGAAACGGCCACGGAGCCACCGAGUUCAUUCCAUGGGGUUUUAAAGAAGAUAAUGGAAAUGCCUCCGCCGAAUAUUCUGGACGGCGACGACGACACCGACAAGGAAAAGCUGGGUCUGGGAGACAAUUUGGACCUGGUUGGAGGAGAAAGCGAUAUGGGCCCGUCAGCCGCCCUGACUCCCGCUAUUUGGGAGAAAACCAUUCCCUAUGACGGUGAAAACUUUCACCUGGAGUACAUGGACCUUGAGGACUUCCUCGUGGAAAAUGGCAUUGCCACCUUGGCUGACGUGAACCCCCUAAAGGGCAACCCAAAAGGAGACGUUAUCAAGACAGAGAAAAUACAGGCUAUCCCAUCUGCACAAAUGACCCUUGCCAAGUCUGCAAGCAUGUCCCCACUGGCCCUGCUACCCAUUCAGGAACUGGACCAUUGUGAGGAAGAAGUGGUGAUCAUCACCAGUGAUGACUCUGGUAUAAUCUGCGAUGUUACUGCUGAGGUGACCACCGAAGAGGACAGAGCGACCCCCGAGCUUGUCGACCCAGAGGAGAUCGAGGUCGAUGUUAACUACGAGCCAGAUCACACCGACCUGGUCCUGUCCAGUGUGCCUGGAGGCGAGCUGUUUGACCCUCGCAAACACAAGUUCUCUGAAGAUGACCUCAAGCCACAACCUAUGAUAAAGAAGGCCAAGAAGGUGUUUGUGCCUGAAGAACAGAAGGAUGACAAGUACUGGCAGAGGAGGAACAAGAACAACGUGGCUGCCAAACGCUCCCGCGAAGCCCGCAGGUUGAAGGAGAACCAGAUCACCGUCCGAGCAGCUUUCCUCGAGCGCGAGAACAAAGCGCUGCGGACAGAAGUCGCCGAGCUACGGAAGGAGUGCGGGCACCACAAGAACACAGCGAGUCGCUACGAGGCCAAAUUCGGACCUCUGUAAGGCAUAAUAAAAAAAUAAAAAGCCAAACCACGAAAGCAUAAAUGGACAUCCGUAUAGCAGACAGCAAAAUGUCAGUCACUCUGUUUUCACAUGUCAGGUUAGAGAAGCGCUGUUCUUAAAGCAGUCCUGAUUGUUGGUCAUGCAACGAUACCAAACCCACCGCAACGCUGAGAAGAUCGGUGUUUGACUGGUGUGUAAUGGAGGGAGCCAGAGGAGAGAGAGAGUAAUACACUUUUAGACUAGCACAGCCGCGUGGGUUAAAUAUGCAGUCGGUCCACAAAGUGGACCCUCCUCUUGACCAGAACUGGGUCAGACUUCCAGAGCAUCACUAUUAGAAAGGGGGUAGAAGAAAUGGCAUGUAAAUGUUUUAUUUUUUAAAGAAUACAAUUUACCAUCCAUGUGAGUGAGGAGUGUGAGAGGAUAGUGCAUGUCUUUUAUCAAGUGUUCUUUCAUCAUGUUUUGUGUGCCUUUUGGCCAAAAGAGAUCAUUUGGGAGGUUUAUUUGAAAGAAACUGGGAUUUUAUUUUUUAGAUGAUAGAACAAUUGCAAUAGUUUAGACUAGAUUUGUCAUUAUGUUAUUGUGGAAAUUAAGGGAUUUGCAGGUUUCUUCCAGUUCUUUCUGCUUUCAUUGAAUUCUGAAACCCACCGGUCUGAUUUUUUUAUUUUCAAAAUGAUGUUAUUCUGUUAAGAGCUGGGCUUUUCUUUGCCCACAAACACUUUGAACUGUGACACUUCCAAUAAUUUCAGCUUCUUCAGGGGAUUACAGUGACGUAGCAAAAUAAAGCCAUGUUCACUUCUGUC
Perca flavescens (yellow perch) is the source of this 2067-nucleotide messenger RNA. It is a transcript of the gene tefa, whose product is annotated as TEF transcription factor, PAR bZIP family member a. The record is from RefSeq and is a predicted model, not a curated record. Lineage: Eukaryota; Metazoa; Chordata; Actinopteri; Perciformes; Percidae. Gene Ontology annotation, cellular component: nucleus. The coding region runs from base 311 to 1267 and encodes 318 amino acids. The transcript has 4 exons. Gene Ontology annotation, molecular function: RNA polymerase II cis-regulatory region sequence-specific DNA binding; DNA-binding transcription factor activity, RNA polymerase II-specific. Gene Ontology annotation, biological process: regulation of transcription by RNA polymerase II.